UAGUAUAUCCUUAUUACAAGAUACAAAAUAUACACGGCAAGUAAAGUUUAUCGCGAUUUUGAAGUAGAGAACUAAUCCUGGCCUUUUCAAAAGUGUAGAGGAGAUGCGCUUGUAUGAAGGAAAGGCGUAGUUCCCCGCACUCCCAGCCCUCCACUUCGCCAGCUGCACAGUACUGUACCAACCAAUCGAUCCUGUGGAACAGCAUAUUUUGAUUGACCUCGCUUAGAGCAAUUGUAGCCACCUACCCAUCCAAUAGUGCUUACAUACCUGUAGGUACUUACCUAAUUCACGGGACACAGCAGAAGCAUGCAGGCUGAUGACAAAGAGCCGCACACUUAGUAAUCAGAUGGAUAAGAUAAGAUGGGCCAAUGAGAUCGAGGAAUUGAGUUCGAAUGGGGCCGAAUUAGAGAGGGGAAGGGGAGGGCAUAAAGCAGCUUAACCCUUGGUACUUCGGUCUUCUUUCCUCGAUAACUCUUCAUCCCCUCUGCUCCAGCCCAUGAAGAGAGCUGAACCAAGUUUCAAGUGCCUUCAAUCUCUUCAAGAAACCCAUCCUUUAUCAUCCAAUCUCGACAAUGACAGCCACCAACAAAGCAGCCUGGAUCCUUUCGAAAGGCGCCACCCCCACCGUAGGUGAGGCGGAUAUUCCCGUGCCAAGUGUCGGGGAGCUGGUUCUUGAGAAUAAAGCAUUCCCUCUCCAUCCGGGAGAUUGGAAGGUUCUGAAGGGGAUUAUCCCUAUUGAGUUGAAGUAUCCGACUGUCAUUGGGAAUUACGCAGCGGGUGUGGUGCACUCAGUUGGUCCGGAAGUCACACGCUUCAAGCCGGGUGAUCGCGUACUGAGCGUCACCUGCUUCUCGUUGCUUAAUGACUAUCGGUAUGGCGCGUAUCAGCGUUUUGUGUUGAGUGGCGAGGAAAUGACUUCUCAUAUUCCUGACACGCUCCCCUUUCCGGAAGCUACGAGCGCUUCGCAGAUUUAUGCCUCCAUGUCGGCUAUGGUCCUUCAUCUGGGUUUGGAUAGACCUUCUGCUGCACCGAACCCGACGAAUAAAGAUAAGAAAGUCUUGAUCUGGGGAGGGGGUUCGAGUUUUGGAUUCUUUGCUGUACAGAUUGCUGUGCGGGCUGGCUACACAGUCCACACAACCGCCUCCCCCACAUCCGAAUCCACGCUCCUCUCCCUCGGCGCAUCCACAGUCCACCCUUACACCUCCCCAACCCUCCACAACGACCUCCUAUCCCACGGACCCUACCACUCCAUCUUCGCUGCCCAAGACGACGCCCCCUCUCAACUCCUCAUCGCCAAACUCCUCGCCGCUCAAGGCGGUGGCUCAUUCAUUUCUACCAUGGGCCCGCGACCCCAACCUGAUGAUGUCACCUGGCCAGAAAACGUCAAGGUGGAGUUCGUGCAGUACAUGGAUGAUUAUUUCAAAGCUGAGAAUGAGGAGUUCAAGAAUUGGGUGUUUGGUGAGUAUAUUGAGAAGGGAUUGAAAGAGCGAAAUUUGAAGUUGGGAGAGGUGGAGGUUGUGGGUGGGUUGGGGAGUGUGAAAGGGGCGUUGGAGAGGUUGGAAGGUGGUGGGGUGAGGGGGAGGAAGUUAGUCGUUAGGGCGGAUUGGGAUUGAUAUUGAAUUGGCGAAACUAUAACUGAAUGAAAGAUUUCAGAAUUGGGUUUUGGCAUACAGAUCAUAUAGCUUUCAGGGUGAGACGAGACUAUGGAAUGUUGGAGAAUUCAUGAUUACUGCCCUUUGUUGACUUUCGCUUAGCUCGUUUCCCAGUGUUAGGAAAUCCUGUUUCAUGACCUUGCC
Cadophora gregata is the source of this 1796-nucleotide messenger RNA. RefSeq lists its product as uncharacterized. The transcript has 6 exons. The coding region runs from base 573 to 1613 and encodes 346 amino acids. The record is from RefSeq and is a predicted model, not a curated record. NCBI's taxonomy places the organism in Eukaryota, Fungi, Ascomycota, Leotiomycetes, Helotiales, Ploettnerulaceae. Gene Ontology annotation, molecular function: oxidoreductase activity, acting on NAD(P)H.